UAUUUAUUUUUGUUUCCGUCAAAAUUAAUUUGGGCCCAAUUUCACCCUCUUCUACAGUUCUACGCAACCAAGUCUUCUUCUUUGCUUGCAUCUCCCUCGUUGAUUCUUCUGCGCUUGUAUUGACGCAUUCCGUUCCGCGGGUUAACGUCUUUUUGGAACUGGUUUAAACCCCUAAAUUAUUCAACUUUCAGUGGCUCUGUCCUAGUUUGGUUUCUGGGUAUUUCUUUUGGCCCCCCAUCGCUGCUCUUUCCAUCCCUCUAGCCCACAUCUCUUUGUUUCCUGGUGUAGGUUCCAACAUUAAAAUAGUUUGCCAAAAAGGGAAAAAAAUUCUAAUAAUGAUAGAGCCAAAUGAGGAGCUUCCAGAGCCAUCUCUUGCUCAACAAUUUGGUUGCAAAAGGAAGAAGUCCUUGAAGAGGAAAGCCCAAAGAGCAUUCAAUAAGAAGGGUAACUCAGUUGAUGCGCAGGCAGAGGAUUCAGAAAAAAUUCGUAAUGAGAAGGGUAACUCAGUUGAUGCGCAGACAGAGGAUUCAGCAAGAAUUCAUAAUGAUAGAUGUGACCCUAGGGUUAGCACGUCAUUUUUUGAUUAUUCAGUGGAUAAUUUCUUCCAAGCCAUGGGCAUGAUUGAUGAGCUUUGUGGUGAAGAAGCGGAUUCUUAUUUGGAGCAGAGUGAGAUGCAGAGACUUUCUGCCUCUGUCACUUUCUUGAGAGAAUGGAGACAUUUUCACUAUGAACCUAGAAGCAUUAGGUUUGCUUGUGGAUUUGGAAGCCCUGAGGCAAAAGAUGCAAUCAACUGUAUAAACUUACCUCAAUUUUCAUCUGCUGCCAUUCCUGAGGAGGGGCUACACAGGGAUGUCAAAUCUCAUGAAUCAAGAGACUCUUUGUUGUAUGUUGGGGGUUCUGUGUGGGCAUUGGAUUGGUGUCCACAGAUUCAUUUGAAGCCUGAUAGUUCAGUAAAAUGUGAGUUUCUUGCUGUUGCUGCUCACCCACCUGGAGCUUCUUAUCACAAGGUGGGUAGCCCACUCACCGGUAGAGGUCUUGUACAAAUAUGGUGCGUUUUAAAUAGCAGCAAAAGCAACAAAGAAGUAUGUCCUCCGUCAAAGAAGACUAAAAGAGGACCUAAAAACAAGGGAGCCACAAAUGACAAUUCAACGCAAAUGAAGAGGCCAAGGGGAAGACCUAGAAAAAGUCCAAUUAAAGUAGCAGGGACUGAUAUGAAUUCUGAGACCCACUGUGCUCUAGCUCUUGUGCCGGAUGGUCUUUGGGAGAAUGUUCAAGAGGUAUGUCCUCCUGCUGAAAAGAGCAAACAAGAUCCUGCCAAGAGUGGAGUCACACACGACAAAUUAACACAAGUAAAGAAGUGUAGGGGAAGACCUAGAAAGAAAUCAAAUAAAGCGGCAGUGAGUGAUCUGAAUUACGAGAACCAAUGGGUGGAGGCUGUAGCUGUUCAAUUUCCUGAAAGUUCUGCUGAAUUUCGUUUUGUAGAUGGAGUUUCUAGCAAUUGUGAAGAACACAGUUUGCAACCCGACUCUGAUGCAAUGGACAAGUGUUCCAACAAAUCUGUAUCUGCAUGCCCCCCUAUGCUGGAAAAGCCCUUUAGAAGAAGUAGGUUGAGAUCUAAUUGUAGGGAAGGCAAGUUUAACCAUGAACAAAGUCCCCUGCUGUUGCCACAGCAUGAGGAUGAUGCAAACCGACCGACUUGUAGCUCUGAAACACAUCUCGGUGGAGCUACUUGUCCUAUUCCAGAAUAUGUUGCUUUGCCAAGAAUUGUGUUAUGCCUAGCACAUAAUGGGAAGGUAGCAUGGGAUGUGAAGUGGCGACCUUCUAAUGCUUCUGAUUCCAUUUGCAAGCACAGAAUGGGAUAUCUUGCUGUCUUGUUGGGCAAUGGAUCUCUUGAAGUGUGGGAGGUUCCUAGUCAUUGUGCAUUAAGAGCAAUUUAUAAGCAUGAAGAGGCCACGGAUCCACGGUUUAUAAAAUUGGAGCCUGUAUUUAAAUGUUCAAUGUUGAGGCGUGGUGGCUUACAAAGCAUCCCAUUGACUGUGGAAUGGUCUGUUUCACCACCGCAUGAUUAUUUGCUUGCUGGGUGCCACGAUGGAACGGUUGCCUUAUGGAAAUUCUCAAGAAGCACUUCACUGAAAUGUGACGAUACAAGGCCAUUGCUUUGUUUCGCUGGGGAUACAGUUCCUAUUAGAGCAGUUGCAUGGGCACCAUUUGAAGGUGAUCCAGAGAGUUCAAAUAUAAUAUUAACUGCUGGGCAUGAAGGCCUGAAGUUUUGGGAUCUACGUGAUCCGUUUUAUCCUUUGCGGAAGCUCCAUCCUGUUCCAAGGAUCAUCUAUAGUCUGGAUUGGCUGUCAAACCCGAGUUGCAUUAUCAUGACUUUUGAAGAUGGCACAAUGAGAACCCUUAGCCUGGCCAAGGCUGCAAAUGACCUACCCGUGAGUGGUAAAAGAUUAAGUGGGAAAAAGCAUCCUGGGUUGCAUAGCUCCACUCGUUCAUCCUUUGCUAUUUGGAGUGUUCAUGUAUCAAGAAUAACAGGUAUGGCUGCUUAUUGCAGUGCAGAUGGUUCUGCCGUCCGUUUUCAGCUUACUGCUAAAGAAGUGGAGUCAGAUCAUGCCCGCAAUCGAGUCCCCCACUUUCUUUGCGGGUCAUUCUCGGAGGAGGGAUCAACUCUCACUGUUAGCACUCCUGUUUCAAAUGCCCCUUUCCCAUUGAAGAAGUCUUUUGACAAGGGUCGGCAUGCUGCAUCAUCUUUCCGGGGAUUUUUAUACGAGUCAAAUGCAAAUGGAAGUGCGAAUAAUCAGAUGAUGACACAUUCUAAUCUCGAUUCUCAAGCUUUAGUACUUUAUGAUGGUGACAAUUCGGGUUUGGAAUUGGCUCUUGUGGAAGCACCGACUACUGCAGACAGACCCAAAAAACUAAAAUCAAGUGGUGGCAAUAAGAAAAAACCAGUAGAUAGCCAAGCUUUAGUGUGUGUAGAAGAUGAGAGUGGAGGUGGUCUAGGUGGUGACAACGAAAUGAGCGGAGGGAGUGUGGCUGAAGCCUUUCCUCCCAAAAUAGUAGCGGUGCAUAGAGUGAGAUGGAACAUGAACAAGGGCAGUGAGAGAUGGUUGUGCUAUGGAGGAGCAGGGGGAGUUGUUCGCUGUCAGGAGAUUGUUUUGUCUAAUAUUGAUAAGAAAUAUGCCGCUAAGAGAUGAGUAUUUAGGGCAUUUAUAUAAAUUAUGAUUAUAUCCUUCAUCAUCUGUAUAUAGCUCUUUACAUUCUGUGGUUAAUUUGGUGCAGUGCAUCUCCUGUCGUUAAUUGAGAAAUAAUUUCUGUUACUUAA
Neltuma alba is the source of this 3319-nucleotide messenger RNA. RefSeq lists its product as uncharacterized. Bases 336 to 3191 code for a protein of 951 amino acids. The record is from RefSeq and is a predicted model, not a curated record. Gene Ontology annotation, biological process: transcription by RNA polymerase III. Gene Ontology annotation, molecular function: protein binding. NCBI's taxonomy places the organism in Eukaryota, Viridiplantae, Streptophyta, Magnoliopsida, Fabales, Fabaceae. The transcript is spliced from 15 exons. Gene Ontology annotation, cellular component: transcription factor TFIIIC complex.